GACGCGCAGGCUGUAUAAAACUGUCAGCUCCCGCUUUCUAAGACGCACAUCCGAAAGUUACCCCCUCCCCAAGUCCAGAAAGCCGCCCUAACACCAUGGAGGAGCGCAAGUUCGCCGGACACCCGAGCAGAACCUCCGAUCACGAAGCGUGACGGGAAGAUGGUCAUUAAUGGGAGUCAUUUCAACAGUUCGACGCUCAGCCGCCCUCCGUGGGUCACCACAACCUUGGGCUGCUUCCUGAUAUUCACGAUCGUGGUGGAUAUUCUGGGCAACCUGCUGGUGAUCUUCUCCGUGUACAGGAACAAGCGGCUGAGGAACGCAGGCAAUAUCUUCGUAGUGAGCCUGGCGGUGGCGGACCUAGUGGUGGCCAUCUACCCGUACCCGCUGGUGCUGACCGCCAUCUUCCAGGAUGGCUGGAGCCUGGGUUACGUGCACUGCCAGGUCAGCGGCUUCCUGAUGGGCCUCAGCGUCAUCGGCUCCAUCUUCAACAUCACCGGCAUCGCCGUCAACCGCUACUGCUACAUCUGCCACAGCCUCAAGUACGACAAGCUCUACAGUGACAAGAACUCGCUGUGCUGCGUGCUGCUGAUCUGGCUGCUCACCGUGGCGGCCAUCGUGCCCAACCUGUUCGUGGGCUCCCUGCGUUAUGACCCGCGCGUCUACUCGUGCACGUUCGCCCAAUCGGCCAGCUCGGCCUACACCAUCGCUGUGGUCUUCUUCCACUUCAUCCUGCCCAUCCUCGUCGUGACUUACUGCUACCUCCGCAUCUGGAUCCUCGUCAUCCAGGUGCGCCGCCGCGUCAAGCCCGACAGCCGGCCGCGGCUCUCGCCGCACGACAUCCGCAAUUUCGUCACCAUGUUCGCCGUCUUCGUGCUGUUCGCCGUCUGCUGGGCGCCGCUCAACCUCAUCGGCCUGGCGGUGGCCGUCAGCCCCGACGUCGUGUCCCCUGCCAUACCGGAGUGGCUCUUCGUCGCUAGCUACUUCAUGGCCUACUUCAACAGCUGCCUGAACGCCAUCGUCUACGGCGCGCUGAACCAGAACUUCCGCAAUGAGUAUCGCCGCAUUGUCGUGUCCGUCUGCACGGCACGCAUCUUCUUCCAGGACAGCUCCAACGACGCAGCCGAGCGCAUCAAGCCUUUGCCACUGCUGACCAACAACAACCAGGUGAAGGUGGACUCGGUGUGAGCCCACAGCAAGCCAGCCGAAGACACGAACAAACGGCAGCCGGUUUUGUCUUCUCUGUACAUAUUAAAAUGUUGGUUUUCGCACAUUGUAUCACAUCCUCCUUGGUUUGACGUAUCUUGAAAUUACAGUCUUUUGUAUUAACGUUUAUAGUAAUUGUCUGAAUAUGUAUGCAUAUGUACUUUCGUAUGAACUUUAUAUGAACCGAAUUUAGGGUUACAUAUAGCCCAAAUUAAUGCAAGCAACAUGCAAGGUUGCAGAUUUCACAUCCUGCAGCCUUGCAGAGUUAGUGUCUUUCCUGACUGACUGGUUAGACCCAUUUUGCCAAAUCUGUAUGCUGCAGGGUUUGUCUUACAUUCACAUCCCAGUAUGAAACUGGACCAAAGCAAUAUUUAAGGU
Molecule: messenger RNA, 1581 nt
Organism: Brienomyrus brachyistius
Lineage: Eukaryota; Metazoa; Chordata; Actinopteri; Osteoglossiformes; Mormyridae
Gene: mtnr1aa
Product: melatonin receptor 1A a
Exons: 2
Coding region: 160-1185 (341 amino acids)
Biological process (GO): G protein-coupled receptor signaling pathway
Cellular component (GO): membrane
Molecular function (GO): melatonin receptor activity
Source: RefSeq, a predicted model, not a curated record